Molecule: messenger RNA, 1037 nt
Organism: Salvia splendens (bonfire salvia)
Lineage: Eukaryota; Viridiplantae; Streptophyta; Magnoliopsida; Lamiales; Lamiaceae
Product: ethylene-response factor C3
Exons: 1
Coding region: 133-861 (242 amino acids)
Biological process (GO): ethylene-activated signaling pathway; regulation of DNA-templated transcription
Molecular function (GO): DNA-binding transcription factor activity; DNA binding
Source: RefSeq, a predicted model, not a curated record
AUUUUUAAAUAUUUUUCACCUAUGUAAAUUUCUACUUUUAAUAAUUUCAGCUCUCAAAUAAUCCAAUUUUCGCAGGGUAUAUAUAGCCCCCAAUGUUCAAAAAGGACCAAGAAAAAUCAAUCUCAUUAGCAAAUGCAAACUCAAACACAACUCAUGGACUCCUCCUUCUUCCAAUUCGAAUUCCCCACCCCCGAAUACAUGCCGGAUCCCGAAUCCGACUCCCCCCAUUACCUCUCAUGGGAACACGGCGUCUCCGGACUCCCCUUUAACGUUAACGACUCCGAGGAAAUGCUCCUCUACGGCCUCUUAGCCGAAGGGGCUGCCUCAGAGAGUAACUCCUGUUACUCCAUCAAGGCAGAGGAGGAGGUCGAGGAGAGCUCGACCUCCUCCUCUGCCUCUGUCGCCUCUGGGGAGAAGAGACAGAAGGCGUAUAGAGGGGUGAGGCGGCGGCCGUGGGGGAAGUUCGCGGCGGAGAUAAGGGACUCGACACGGAACGGGGUGAGGGUGUGGCUGGGGACGUUCGACAACGCGGAGGCGGCGGCGCUGGCGUAUGACCAGGCGGCGUUUGCGAUGAGAGGGUGCGCGGCGGUGCUGAAUUUUCCGGUGCAGAGGGUGAAGGAGUCGCUGCAGGAGAUGAAGUGUGGGGUGGAGGAAGGGUGCUCGCCGGUGAUGGCGCUCAAGAAGAAGCAUUCCAUGAGGAAGAAGAGAAGCAAAAGUAGUAAGCAUUUUGAUUUUGAGAAAGGAAGAAGCCAUGAUCUCAACACCACUAGUAGUAGUGUGGUGGUUUUGGAGGAUUUGGGUGUUGAAUAUUUGGAAGCUCUUUUGACUUCUUCAUCACCAUCUUCAUCACAAAGUUUUUGAUUUUUUUUCCUUUUUAUUUUUUUAUUUUUAUAUUUUUGGUGUUUCUUGAUCACUUUCUAUUGGUUAUCUUAUCUCUCUAUACUUUCUUGUGAAUUCCACUAAAGUGAAGGGAAUCAUUUGGAGAAGGUUUUUGUGAUCGAUGUUAAAUGAUGAAGCCUAUAGUAUUUUUUAAUUAA